This is a messenger RNA of Lethenteron reissneri (Far Eastern brook lamprey), 3318 nucleotides long. RefSeq names its product leucine-rich repeat-containing protein 10-like. Lineage: Eukaryota; Metazoa; Chordata; Hyperoartia; Petromyzontiformes; Petromyzontidae. Gene Ontology annotation, cellular component: cytoplasm. Gene Ontology annotation, molecular function: protein binding. The record is from RefSeq and is a predicted model, not a curated record.
AUGGUGGACCUCAGCACACGCAGACUGCGCGGGCUGCCCCUGCAGGUGUGCGGCUUCCGCAACGUGGUGAAGCUGUACGCCAGCGACAACCUCCUGCGCGACCUCCCGGUCGAGCUCGGCCGCCUCAGCCGCCUGCGCAUCCUCGCGCUCGACGCCAACCGCCUGGACGAGCUGCCGCGCUGCGUGUGCGGCCUCGCCUCCCUCUCGCGCCUCUACCUGGGCGGCAACCGCCUGCGCUCGCUGCCCGCCGAGCUGCGCGACCUGCGCGCCCUCCGCUCCCUCUGGAUCGACAACAACCGCUUCCGCUCGCUGCCGCCCUCCCUCUGCGAGCUGCCCCAGCUGCGCACGCUCCAGGCGGGCGACAACCGCCUGCGCUCGCUGCCCGACGGCGUCGCGCGGCUGCGCGAACUGCGCGGCAUCUGGCUCUAUGGCAACCGCUUCACCGAGUUCCCCGACGUGCUGCGGCGCGCCGAGAGCCUCGAGGUCAUCGACGUCGACCGCAACGGCAUCCGCCGCUUCCCGCCGCUGUCGCGCAUGCCCCGUCUCAAGCUGCUCUCGUUCGACCACAACCCCUGCCGCCUGCCGCCCGAGGUGGCCGCACGGGUGACGCUGGUCGGGGAGGCCGAGGGGGCGGUGGGCGGGCGGCCGCUCACGGCGAGGGGCGGCGGCGGCGGCACGGUGGCGCUGGCGGCCGCCGUCACGGAAGAUUCCGACGUUCGCUGAGCCCGGCGGGGUUGACCCGGUUUGCUGCCGCCGCCGCCACCACCGCUGCUGCUGCUACUGGUUGUUGUUGUUGUUGUUUUUCUACGACGGCGCGCGUUUGGGGGGUGUCACAUUCGGCGAGAGUUUCUAGCAAGUGCCCGGUGGUGUUUCCAGCCCGGUGGUUUUAAUGCGAGGUGAACUUUCAUUGUGACGGCACACGAUGAGCAAACACCGCGGUCAACCCCCAUACGGUUUAUAAGCCCGUAUUCUUGUACAGGUAAAUUGAGUGUUCAGGGCCAUUCGCCUCAAGAACCGUUUCAAUACGGGCAAAACAAAAUGACGCGUCUAUUUGUUUGUGUUUCUCCCCUUGUGAUGGGACUUUAUAGGAUGAACGUUGAGAUUUAAAAGGGGCACGGGAUGACCAACAAGGUCUGAAUUGGUCUGUAAUAAGGUAGGGGCACUGAUAAGGGGUUGACAGGUAUGGAUGAGGCAGUCCCGCGAUUAGUUUGGCGGCCAUUUUUGUCCUUCGUCACAAUUCCUGCGAAAAUUCCUGCAUUAGUUUCGACCUUUCGAGGUCUCAUCAGCAGAGUGAGCAUUGUUGAAUAUGUCUUGCUGGAGGUACCGGAGGUUUGCCGGUGAGAGCACUCCGUCUUUAAGAUGUGCUCAAGUCUCCCGAGAUACCAUCGGUAGGCCAGGGUUCCGGGUUGUUAUUCGUGCUUUCGAGGUCCCUGACUCUCUGUUCACAAUCAACAAGGACCUUAAUUUUAACACACGACCAAUAUUAUCCAUAAUAGAGGUUUUUUUUUUUGGAAGAGAGGGGUUUAACGACACAUUUAUAUUUAAGCGAUCGAACGUCCCAAAAAAAGACCUCUAUUAAGGACCUUCAUGAUGGCGGGCAGGCCUGGGGUAAAACCUGGGCCCGAACCUUCGCCUGCUAGCGAUAUCGUAGUAUCCGGCCAAAGCGCGAAGAUGAAAUGCUCGACCCGCUGUUUGUCGCGCAACAACAAAAUAAGAAGCAAUAUGGCACAGAGGCACUCGUCAGCGUGCAACUUGCGAAGCGUGUGGCGCGGUUUACGAAGAAUAGCCAGAGUUUACACUAUGAGACCUCUCCUUUACCAGUGGCAAAAUAUAGUAGUAGGUUUUUACCCUUUAAACUGGUACAAAAACUGACACCUUUAUACAAGGCAUCAUGUUUUCAAUAACCACAACACAAGCAGUCAAAAUGCAAACAAAAAGAAACAACUCUGAUAGUGAUAAUGAAAUGCACUGUCCUUGAAGUUGAUUGGUCCACACCCGAGACAGCUUUCCUUAGAGCCUAGUCUCCAUUGGUGUUGGACCAGAUGACACCAAAAGGCGUGCUUGUGUUGUGGUUAUUGCAAACAUGAUGCCUUGUAUAAAGGUGUCAGUUUUGUACCAGUUUAAAGGGUAAAACCUUCUACUAUAAUAGCCAGAGUUUCCACAUCGAACUGGAAGCGCGUUUAAGUCCAUCGGACGAAUUGGUCUUCCAGUUCGAAUAGCUAUGCAGCAGGCAUUUGUAUCAGUGGGAACACUCCGGAGUGGUUUCGACAUUUAUGGGUCUCAGCAGCAGCAGCAGUCAGACCUUCUGGGGUUUCUUUUUUGUUGUGCCAGAUGUUAUUGGCAAGAGCGCUCGCCCCCUUCAUCGCUAAGGCGGGGUUGGUUAGAGGUUCCGUUCGGUACAACAAGCAAUGCAAUGCAAGUUCAUUCUCCACCUGUUGUUGUGUGGCGGUCAGCUUAUAUCAUGACUUACAGCUGCCCCCCAUCCCCUUCUCAUUCAACUGUCCUCUGUUGGAGGCCAGCCUCAUGCCAUGUCGGUUGUAGGGGGGGGGUGGGGGGUGUUUGACCAUACUUCAUACUUCACCUGGCCACUGCUGGUUUGGAGAGGUGGGUUUCUUGUGGGCUGCCCCGGGAUCAACUGUGUAUAAAAUAUAUAAAUGUAUACAUUGUGUAAAUAGAUAUUAUAGAAUGUUAUAUUUAUUUAUUUAUUCCUGCCAUUUAAACCUGCCAAAAAAUACCACCAGUCCGUAUGCUCAGGCAAUCGGGCCGUCCCAUAUUUCAAAAUCGCUUGCGUAGAUUCCAUUAGAACACGGGUAAACAACGCCGUGAUAUCACUUAAACACGAGCCACUCGAUGUAAGUGUUUAGUUACUUUCACUUAAGAAAAAAAGGUUCACUCAACAAGUAUUUUAACUUCGAAAGAAGAAACACGUCACGCAUUUAUUUUGAACACGACCAGAUCUAAAUCCCCGCACAACUUCAAAUCGUCACCCGUGCUGCUCCACAACAGCGCAGACGCGAUAGUUAAAAUCGGAGCCGUCCCAAGGGUACACGGCGAAUCGGGCCGACCGCCCUGGGCCCCGCGCUUUGGGGGGAGGGGGGGCGGUGGCGAGUGGGGUGCGCUUUUCGACGUCACGGUGUCAAAUGGAAUGUUUCCGAUUUUUGGUGUGUGAGUUUCCCCGGGCUUCGCACUUACCCCCCCCCCCCCAUCCUCGCCCUAGGGACGGCUUUGGUUAUAAUCGACUGUUAUCGAUCUGCAUCAUCGAUCUGCAUCAUCGAUCGUUAUACAGCCGAUUCGGUGGUGAGAGGCGGGGUGCAAUGG